Molecule: messenger RNA, 1417 nt
Organism: Octodon degus (degu)
Lineage: Eukaryota; Metazoa; Chordata; Mammalia; Rodentia; Octodontidae
Gene: Htr7
Product: 5-hydroxytryptamine receptor 7
Exons: 3
Coding region: 16-1320 (434 amino acids)
Biological process (GO): chemical synaptic transmission; smooth muscle contraction; G protein-coupled receptor signaling pathway, coupled to cyclic nucleotide second messenger
Cellular component (GO): dendrite; plasma membrane
Molecular function (GO): G protein-coupled serotonin receptor activity; neurotransmitter receptor activity
Source: RefSeq, a predicted model, not a curated record
CGGCGCGGCGGCACGAUGGUGAUGGACGCUAACAGCAGCGGCCGUCCGGAUCUGUUCGGGCACCUCCGCUCCAUCCUCCUGCCCGAGCGCGGGCUGCCGGAGCUGAGCCCCGACGGGGGCGCCCAGCCGGGUGUCCUCUCCUGGACGCCGCACCUGCUGACCGGGGUCCCCGAGGUGACGGCCAGCCCCUCGCCCACCUGGGACGGGACCCCGGACAAUGUCUCCGGCUGCGGAGAGCAGAUUAACUACGGCAGAGCCGAGAAAGUUGUGAUCGGCUCCAUCCUGACGCUUAUCACGCUGCUGACGAUCGCGGGCAACUGCCUGGUGGUGAUCUCCGUGUGCUUCGUCAAGAAGCUCCGCCAGCCCUCCAACUACCUGAUCGUGUCUCUGGCGCUGGCCGACCUCUCGGUGGCCGUGGCGGUCAUGCCCUUCGUCAGCGUCACUGACCUCAUCGGGGGCAAGUGGAUCUUUGGGCACUUCUUCUGCAACGUCUUCAUCGCCAUGGACGUCAUGUGCUGCACGGCCUCUAUCAUGACUCUGUGCGUGAUCAGCAUUGACAGGUACCUUGGGAUCACCAGGCCUCUCACGUACCCUGUGCGGCAGAAUGGGAAAUGCAUGGCGAAAAUGAUCCUCUCCGUCUGGCUCCUCUCAGCCUCCAUCACUCUGCCCCCACUUUUUGGCUGGGCUCAGAAUGUGAACGAUGACAAGGUUUGCUUGAUUAGCCAGGAUUUUGGCUACACCAUCUACUCCACCGCAGUGGCGUUUUACAUCCCCAUGUCGGUCAUGCUGUUCAUGUACUACCAGAUCUACAAGGCUGCCAGGAAGAGCGCUGCCAAACACAAGUUCCCUGGCUUCCCUCGCGUGCAGCCCGAGAGCAUCAUCUCUCUGAACGGCAUGGUGAAGCUACAGAAGGAGGUGGAAGAGUGCGCAAACCUUUCCAGACUCCUCAAACAUGAAAGGAAAAACAUCUCCAUCUUUAAGAGGGAGCAGAAAGCAGCCACCACCUUGGGGAUCAUUGUUGGGGCCUUCACUGUGUGCUGGCUGCCGUUCUUCCUCCUCUCGACAGCCAGGCCCUUCAUCUGUGGCACUGCCUGCAGUUGCAUCCCGCUGUGGGUGGAGAGGACAUGUCUGUGGCUGGGCUAUGCAAACUCUCUUAUUAACCCUUUUAUAUAUGCCUUCUUCAAUCGGGAUCUGAGGACCACCUACCGCAGCCUGCUCCAGUGCCAGUACCGGAAUAUCAACCGGAAGCUCUCAGCUGCAGGCAUGCACGAGGCCCUGAAGCUUGCUGAGAGGCCAGAGAGACCUGAGUUUGUGCUGUAAGGCAGAACUCUGACUACUGUAGAAAAAAAGGUCAUGAUUCAUGAUCCAAAGCAGAAUAAUGGAGAUGAAUUAAACAAGGCAAAACAAGUGGAAACAG